CUGCAUACAUGUAAUGUUUUGUCUCGUACGCUGUCUCGUAUGUAGGUUUUAUGACAUUGUUUUCGUAAAUAAGCGGAAAGAAUCGGGUAGAAUAAUGCGACUUUGCUGUGUAUCAGCAACAACUUUGUCAUGGCUGCAACAUGAAAUUUACGUGCACAUUAGCGACACUUCGCCUCAACGAAGCUGAUCCAAAUCACAGCCGCUGUGGACUGACACCCAGUGAAAUCGCUGUAUACAGUCCAGAUCUACGCAACUAGUACUCACAUUUAAACGUGCAAACUACAUUAUACAUUAGAGGACACUCAGACUGAAGAGAGACCAUCAGUGUUUCAAUGUUGUAAAAAAAUUCUUUCAAAAUAUUGCCGUGUUUGAAAAGCGUUUACACAGUUGCACACAGCGUGAAAUGACUCACACUGGAAAUAAUCCAUCAUAUGCUGACGUUGUGAAAAGUGAUUUAAUAAGAUAAACAACUAUUUACCACAGUAAAAGACCCACCUGACGAAAAACAUGUAAUUGUGACCUACACUAGAGAACAAAAAUUCGAGUGGCAGUAUUGUGAAAGAAGUUGUAGUGAGGAAAGUACAUGUAUGUGUAUAUGGCACAUAAUGGCCCACAGUGGGAAAAAACCUUUCAAAUGCCAGUAUUGUGAAAAGAGUUUUAAAAAGAAAUGUAACUGUAUAAUACAUGAAAGGACCCACACCGGAGAAAAACCAUUCAAAUGCCAGUAUUGUGUAAAGUGUUUUAAACAGAAAAGUAAAUGUAUAAGACAUGAAUUGAUCCACACUGGAGAAAAAUCAUUCAAAUGCCAGUAUUGUGAAAAGAGUUUUAUCGUCAAAAAUAAGCGUACACAACAUGAAAGGACACAUACUGGAGAAAAACCAUUCAAAUGUCAGUAUUGUGAAAAGACUUUUACUGUCAAAGACAAGUGUGUUCACCAUGAAAAGACCCACACUGGAGUAAAGCCAUUCAAAUGCCAGUAUUGUGUAAAGAGUUUUAGUGAGAAAAGUUACUGUGAACGACAUGAAAGGAUUCACACUGGAGAAAAACCAUUUAAAUGCCAGUAUUGUGAAAUGAGUUUUAUUGUCAAAGACAAGUGUAUUCAACAUGAAAGGACUCACACUGGAGAAAAACCAUUCAAAUGCCAGUAUUGUAAAAUGUGUUUUAUUGUCAAAGACAAGUGUAUUCAACAUGAAAGGACUCACACUGGAGAAAAACCAUUCAAAUGCCAGUAUUGUAUAAAGAGGUUUAGUGAGAAAAGUUACUGUAAACAACAUGAAAAGAUUCACGCUGAAGAAAAGCCGUUUAAAUGCCAGUUUUGUGGAAAGUGUUUUAUUCAGAAAAGUAAAUGUAUACAACAUGAAAGAACCCACACUGGAGAAAAACCAUUCAAAUGCAAGUAUUGUGAAAAGUGUUUUAUUGUAAGAAGUAAUUGUAUAGUACACGAAAGAAGACACACAGGAGAAAGACCAUUCAAAUGCCAGUAUUGUGAAAAGAGUUUCAUUGGCAAUAAACACUGUAAACAACAUGAAAGGACCCACACUGGAGAAGAACCACUCAAAUGCAAAUAUUGUGAAAAGAGUUUUAGUGAGAAAAGAGCGUGUUUACGACACGAAUGGAUCCACACAGAAGGCCAGCUUUGUAAAAAGAGUUUCAGUGAUAAAAGUAAUUGUUUACAUAAUGAAAAAAGGAUUCAUGCUAGUUUUUCAGAUCAGUCUAUCAAGACAGAAUUUCAAGAUGAGGAUAUUUCAUCUGGGACUAGGCUUUCACUUCAGUAUGUUAAAAAGGAAUUUCAAGAUGAGGAUUUAUCACCUGGGACUAGGCUUUCACUUCAGUCUAUUAAAAAGGAAUUUCAAGAUGAGGAUAUAUCACCUGGGUCUAAGCUUUCACUUCAGUCUAUUAAAAAGGAAUUUCAAGAUGAGGAAUCAACUCUGGGGACAAUGAAACAAAACCAUUUUUAUACCGAAGCUAUAGUGAAAAAGGAGUCUAAUGAUAACAUUGCCCCAAAAGUGAGAUCUAAGAUAUAUCCUGUUGCAAUGUUUAGAAAUGUUUUUACAGAUGAUGAUGUAUGAUGUACACUUAUACAUAUAUUGUAUGCUCUUUUAUUUAAUUCUGUGCAGUGUCUUUGAAUAUUGAAUUCCUCCAAGCAUUAACUUUCUCGCUGUCCGCUAUUUGAAACUUAAUUGUGGGAUUUGAUCAAAUUCAUUGUCAAUGAUUUAGCAUGCCAACUAACUUCAUACCCAUCUUUAAAGUUACAUAUGAAAAGAUUGUAGAUUCCUGUAACAAAUAUAAGCCACCUCUAUUAGUUUCUUAUAUGACUCAAAGGCCCCAUUCAGAACAGGGGACUAACUAG
Molecule: messenger RNA, 2350 nt
Organism: Lingula anatina
Lineage: Eukaryota; Metazoa; Brachiopoda; Lingulata; Lingulida; Lingulidae
Biological process (GO): regulation of transcription by RNA polymerase II
Molecular function (GO): DNA-binding transcription factor activity; RNA polymerase II cis-regulatory region sequence-specific DNA binding
Source: RefSeq, a predicted model, not a curated record